AUGGUUUCUAUGGAUGCGACGGGGAUAAUUGGCCUCGGUGUUGAUUUCGAGACGAUUCUUGGCAAGAACCAUGAGAUCUUUCAUGCGCAUGAGAUGCUCUUCGCCAGCAGCAAAGAGAAAAGAGCCCUUUUCGCACUAUUCAAUCUUGCUCCGCAGUGGUUGCUGAAAUUUAUCCCUUCCUCAACGGCGAAGAGAAUGGAUCGAGCGCACGAUAUCAUGACAAAUGUCUGUCGUCAGACGAUCCGAAAACGAAUGGAUCAAUUAGAAAAGGGCGAAGACCAGGAUCUCUAUUUCUUGACUAACCUCGUUAAGUCAGAUCUUUUCGAUGAAGAGAAAGCGAUCGCACAAAUUGUUGUUAUCCUAGGUGCUGGGUUCGAAAGCACUGGGGGCACACUUUCCUGGGCGCUGUACUGUCUCGCCAAUUACCCCGACGUCCAAAAGAUGUUACGGGAAGAGUUGGCCCACGCGAAAGCCGGGAGAGAAUCUUUAGAGGAAGAAGAAUACGAUCGGCUGUCUAUGCUAAACGCCAUAGUCAUGGAGGCCACCAGACUAUAUCUUGCAUUUCCACUCCUCCUUCGCAAAUCCAUCCGCGAUACGACCAUCAACGGUCAACUAGUUCCCAAAGGCACGUACGUCGGAAUGUGUACUCGGGCAAUCAAUUGUGCUCAUCAUCUUUGGGGCCCCGAUGCAGAGAAAUUCAAUCCAGAAAGGUGGAUCGACCGCUCAGAUGCCCAGAACCAUAGGAUCAAUGCGUUAGGGGGAGCUCCAGCUUCAGUAUGUAUGCUCUCGUUUUUUCAUGGGACGAAGAGUUGCGUAGGGCGAGCCUUGGCGCUGGCACAGAUGAAACGACAGAUUGCUGUGCUUGUGGAGCGCUUCCUUAUUGAGCGAACGGAGAAUUCGGAUCCUCGUCCCUGUGGGCUUUUUGCUACCCGGCCACCAUCGAGUUUACAGCUGCGAUUUACAGAACUUGAUAUGUAA
Molecule: messenger RNA, 978 nt
Organism: Aspergillus melleus
Lineage: Eukaryota; Fungi; Ascomycota; Eurotiomycetes; Eurotiales; Aspergillaceae
Exons: 2
Coding region: 1-978 (325 amino acids)
Molecular function (GO): heme binding; oxidoreductase activity, acting on paired donors, with incorporation or reduction of molecular oxygen; iron ion binding
Source: RefSeq, a predicted model, not a curated record